This is a messenger RNA of Plasmodium vinckei vinckei, 2706 nucleotides long. Its product is annotated as kelch domain-containing protein, putative. Lineage: Eukaryota; Apicomplexa; Aconoidasida; Haemosporida; Plasmodiidae. Gene Ontology annotation, molecular function: protein binding. The coding region runs from base 1 to 2706 and encodes 901 amino acids. The transcript has a single exon. The record is from RefSeq and is a predicted model, not a curated record.
AUGAAUAUAAUAAAUUAUUUGUAUAGCAAAAGCAAGAAUAUAUAUAAUCGAAAUAUUAAUGCAUAUAAUUAUAAUAAUAUUGAAAAUGAAAAUUUGAUUAGCCAUUUUAGUGAUACUAAUAAUAAUUACAGUAACAAUAGUUAUUCAUCCAAAUCAUCAUCACAUACUUUAGCAGUAAGUAAUAGUAAUUUUGAUAGAUAUGUCAAAAAUAAAAAUAUCAAAAAAAAUUAUGAACAUGGGAAGGAUGGUCAGGAAGAAUAUAAUGAAAAAAGAGAAACAAUGGCUAGCUACCUGAACAAGUCAGGAAAUAUUAAAGAUUUGAAAAAAAAAAAUAUGAUUAAUAGUAAUGGAAGCAAUGGUAAUAAAAAUUUACAAGAUAAUAGUGGAAUUGGGAUGACAAACUCAAAUAUAGACAAUAGCAAAUUAUGUUACGAAUUUAAUAUAUACAAUAUAGGAUUUGAUAAAAAGGUUUAUAAAAAUCGGUGUGAUGGUGUUUGUGUGCUAAAUGAUAAUAUAUAUAUUUUUGACAAAAUAAAAAAAUGUAUUUAUUUAUACACACCAUAUAAUAAUGUCUGGUACAUAUUUUUAGAUAUAUAUGAAGAAAUAUCAAUAAAAAAAAAUAAUACUGAUAUUUCAAAUAUGUAUGAUAUGGAAAAUGAAAAACAAUAUAUACAACAUAAAUAUGUAAAUAAUAUUUCUUUUUUAAAUUAUGCGGAUAUGGUAUAUUUAAAUGAUUAUUUAUUUAUUAUAAGUAGCAAUUCACAAUUUAUGAAUACAUGCAAAGUUAAUAUUAAUAAUAUGAACACCCUUUUCGGGGCAAUAGUUAUAUGUACCUAUGAAAAAAAUAAUUCAAACAUUUCAGAUACUACUAAUAAUGAAAAAGAAAAGAAUGAACAGAUUAGAGAAUUUUCCAAAAAUAAUAAGCAUGCAAAUUCAGUAGUUAGCAAAACGGAUAUGGAUAAUAACUAUAAGCCAGAGUUAAAUAGGUAUGGUCAUAAUAUGGAAAAUGAUAAAAAUGAAAAUAUUGAUUAUUAUGAAAAGGUUUAUAGUGAUGAAGAAAAGGAAAAGGACGAGAGAUCAGAUGAAUAUAUAUAUGUGAAUGGGUUAUCUAAAUUUGAUGAAUUUUUUGACAAUGAAAAAAAUGAAAAUUCAAAAAAACAAAUAAUUAAAGCACGAGAUUAUUUUUCACUUUGUAGUGUAAACGAAAAAUCGUGCUCAUUAAUUUAUUUAUUUGGUGGUAAAGGGAAUACAAUUAAAGAAAAAAAUGAAUAUAUUGAUAUUAUAUAUAAUGAUUUAUAUGUAUAUGAUUUUUAUAUGAACAAAUGGACAGAAUUGCACGAAUGCAAAAAUGACAAUAUUGAUGAUCAAUCUGAAAUAACCGAAAAAAAUUAUGAACAUGUUCAUGUAGAAAAUAGCAAUUCACAUGACCAUGUUAAUAAUAAUUGUGAAAAUUUGAUUAAUUCAAAAGAAGAGCAUAAAAUAUACGAUUUUAAUGCAGAAUGUUACGAAUCGUUUAUACCUAGCGAAAAAAAAAAUGUAGAAGAAGGAGGGACAAAUAAUGAAGCUGAUAAAUUCAAUCUCUUUUUCCCCCUUGAUGAAAAUGGUGAAAAUAUAAAUAAAAUAGAUAAGCCUAGUGUGUGUAACAAAAAUAGUAAUAAAAUUAACUUGCCAAAUAUUACAACUAUAAAAGAACAGUCCCCUACUAAAAAUGUGGGGGUAAAUAAAAAUGGGAAUCAGAUCGAUGAACAGCUAUUUACCGGAUUAGAAAUAAGCAAUAGUGUUUCAAAAAAAAAAAAAAAUAUAGACAAUAUAGAAAAUGUAGACAAUGUAGAAAAUGUAGACAAUGUAGAAAAUGUAGAAAAUACAGUUGGAGGGUGCAAUAAAAAUAACAGUAGUCAAAAUAGCAAUAAGGAUAAUUUGUAUAGUCUUAUUUUUGAUUCUAUAAGUAUGUUAAAUGAUGAGAAAAAUAUUUGUUGCUUAGGAGCUGGUAGCAAUGCAGAUCCGGACUCUCUCCUUGGCAGUUCAAAUGUAAAUGAAGCCCCGAAAGAAGAAGUGAAAGAAGUGAAAGAAGUGAAGGAGGAUGUGACAAAGGAUAAUGAACAUGUGAAAGGGAACUGCAUUAAUUGCAGAAAAAAUGAAGAAUGCAAAUAUAUAUGUGAAUUGAUAAAAAAGAAUAUAAAAAUAAAAAAGUUGAAAUGGCUAGGUAGAAGAGCUGGUCAUACAUGUAAUUAUUAUAAAAACAAUCUAUACAUAUUUGGUGGGAUAAAUUAUUAUAGUUUUAAUAAAAAUAAAAUAAAUUUAAAUUUUUGUAAUAAUUUAUAUUUAUAUAAUAUUGAAACAAAUAAAUGUUUUGAAAUAAUUGGUAAAGGAAAUAUACCAGAAAAAAGAUAUAGACAUAGUAGUAUCAUCAUAAAUGAUUAUAUGUUUAUAUUAGGAGGAGAAUGUAAAAAUUCUACACUACCAAAAAAUGAUUUAUAUUUUUAUAACUUUGAAAAUUCAGUAUGGUCUGAAAUUAUUAUUAAUUCAACAGUUGGAUCACAUGCAUUAUAUAAAUCUAUAUGGUUAGAAAAUUUCGGAUCUAUUUAUAUGUUUGGCUCAUCAAUUUUAAGAUUAACAAAAAAGAAUUUUCAGUACACACCUUCUUACAAAAGUAUUAAUGACAAAAUUAAAAACAAUAAAGAUAAAAUUGUGAAAAGAAAAAAAUGA